Molecule: messenger RNA, 10642 nt
Organism: Aquila chrysaetos chrysaetos
Lineage: Eukaryota; Metazoa; Chordata; Aves; Accipitriformes; Accipitridae
Gene: TANC1
Product: tetratricopeptide repeat, ankyrin repeat and coiled-coil containing 1
Exons: 26
Coding region: 95-5611 (1838 amino acids)
Biological process (GO): regulation of postsynapse organization
Cellular component (GO): glutamatergic synapse
Molecular function (GO): protein binding
Source: RefSeq, a predicted model, not a curated record
GACAUCGCUCCUGGUGCUGCAGGAGAAACUGUAUUCUUCCCUUUACUGCAGCACAAAGAAGAGAGGAUCCCUAAUCAGAAGAGCAACAUUUAAAAUGUUAAAGGCAGUUUUAAAAAAGAGCCGAGAGGGUGGAAAAGGGAACAAGAAAGACUCAGCAGGUGACUCCUGCCCAGAGAAUGCCUUGCAGGUUAUAGCAACAUCUGGCCACAAUGCAGACUUUCCCAUUGGCAAUCAGCCAGUCUCUGAGGACACUUAUAGAAUGAACUUGACUAAAGGAGUCUCAAUGUCGCUGCCAUCUUCACCUCUGCUGCCACGCCAGUCCUAUUUGAUGCAGUCAAGAUCAAACAAAAAGUCUCCAGGUCCGAUCAGGAGGCCCAAGUAUGUGGAAAGUCCUAGAGUGCCAGGUGAGGCAGCUCUACCGCUGAGAAAAGGAUCAGAGCAAGGAGAAUCCAGUCAAAAUGCAAAGCCUGAUAAAGACUCAAGCUGUUCUCCUGCAGCACAAGAACUGAUGACAAGAUUGGGUUUUUUGCUGGGAGAAGGGAUCCCAACUUCUGCUCAUAUAGAAGAGAAAAAUGAAGUCAUGUGUACAGUAGCCAGUCAAGGAGUGAGUCCAUGUUCCACCCUCACAAGCAGCACUACAUCACCUAGCACUGAUAGUCCCUGCUCUACUCUCAACAGCUGUGUUGGCAAAACAGCAGCUAACAAAGGUAGUCCCUGUGGAACCAUUAGCAGCCCUAGCUCCACCCUGGAGAGCAAGGACAGUGGAAUUAUAGCAACUAUAACAAGUUCAUCAGAAAAUGAUGAUCGUAGUGGAUCCAGUUUGGAAUGGAACAAGGAUGGGAGUCUUAGAGCUGGAAAACAUCAAGGGAUUAGUCAUGAUCGAAGAACAGAUAAUUGUUCACCAGUUGCAGAAGAGGAGGCCAUUGGAUCUGCUGAGAAUUUGCCAAAAGCAGUACCAACAGGAGAGGGUCCCGUUCCUUAUGCUCAAAGUUCUGGCUCUUUAAUAAUGCCUCGUCCAAACUCCGUUGCAGCAACAAGUUCAACCAAACUGGAAGAUCUGAGUUAUUUGGAUGGACAAAGAAAUACUCCUUUACGCACUUCAAUUCGCUUACCUUGGCACAACACUGCUGGUGGAAGAGUGCAGCAGGAAAGUAAAGCUCGUUUCAUCCCCUAUAAGCCUCAAGACAUUUUGCUGAAGCCACUAUUGUUUGAAGUGCCAAGUAUAACAACAGACUCGGUGUUUGUUGGAAGAGAAUGGCUGUUUCAAGUGAUUGAAGAAAGAUUGAAGAAUACUGAUCCAGCAGAGAACAGAGGAGCAGUCAUUACUGGAAAUGUGGGAUUUGGAAAGACUGCAAUUAUUUCACGGCUGGUGGCACUCAGCUGCCAUGGAAGUCGCAUGAGGCAAAUAGCUUCAAAUAGCCCGAAUUCAUCCCCAAAAAGUGGUGACUCCUGUCAGGAGAUUCCCUUAAGUCAGUUACCCCUGUCUGCUCCUCCAACAAGUAGUACCAAUACAAUGAAGACUCUGAAUUGUCCUGGUACUCCUGAAUACCAAAAUCAAACAGCUGAUUCUGUGAGUCGCCUUGCUUCAAAGGUCGUUGCUUAUCACUAUUGUCAAGCUGACAACACAUACACGUGUCUUGUCCCAGAAUUCGUGCACAGUAUUGCAGCUUUACUUUGUCGUUCAAAUCAAUUAACAGCAUAUAGAGAUCUUCUAAUAAAAGAGCCUCAUUUACAAAGCAUGCUUAGUCUGAGAUCUUGUGUCCAAGAUCCAGCAGCAGCUUUUAAAAGGGGAGUGUUGGAACCACUUUCAAACCUCAGGAAAGAGCAGAAAAUUCCUGAGGAAGACUACAUAAUUUUGAUAGAUGGUUUAAAUGAUGCUGAAUUUCAUAAACCCGAUUAUGGUGACACACUUUCUUCAUUUAUCACAAACAUAAUCUGUAAGUUUCCUCCCUGGCUGAAGCUCAUUGUGACUGUAAGAACUAACUUCCAGGAAGUAGUAAGUUCACUGCCCUUUAUCGCAAUAUCCCUGGACAAUUUUCCAGACAACGAAGAAAUUCAUGAUGACUUGAAUGCUUAUAUUCAGUACAGAAUUAAUAACAGCCAGGACAUUGUAAACAACAUAUCUUUAAAUGGAAAAGCUGAUGCAGCUAUUAUUGGGAAAGUGAGUAAUCACCUGAUCAUGAGAAGCCUGGGAUCUUACCUCUAUUUGAAACUUACUCUGGAUCUUUUCCAAAAAGGUCACUUAGUAAUCAAAAGUGCAAGCUACAAGGUUGUUCCAGUGUCUCUAUCAGAACUGUACUUACUUCAGUGCAAUAUGAAGUUCAUGACAAACUCUGCUUUUGAGCGAGCCCUGCCAAUAUUAAAUGUGGCACUGGCAUCCCUACAUCCCAUGACAGAUGACCAGAUUUUCCAAGCUAUUAAUGCAGGCCAAAUAAAUGGUGAACAGCAAUGGGAAGACUUCAGCCAAAGGAUGGAAGCCCUUUCGUGUUUUCUGAUAAAAAGACGUGACAAAACACGUAUGUUCUGCCAUCCUUCCUUCAGGGAAUGGCUUGUUUGGAGAGCAGACGGUGAAAAUACUGACUUCUUAUGUGAGCCAAGGAAUGGACAUGCUCUGCUGGCUUUCAUGUUUUCUCGACAAGAGGGAAAGUUAAACCGCCAACAAACUAUGGAACUUGGUCAUCAUAUACUUAAAGCUCACAUUUUUAAGGGUCUCAGUAAAAGGACUGGGAUUUCUUCCAGUCAUCUUCAAGCCUUGUGGAUUGGUUAUAGUACUGAUGGACUGUCUGCAGCCCUUGCUUCUCUGAGAAACAUCUAUACGCCCAAUGUGAAGGUGAGUCGGCUGCUGAUCUUGGCAGGAGCAAAUGUGAAUUAUAGGACUGAAGUACUAAAUAAUGCUCCAGUGCUGUGUGUUCAGUCGCACCUUGGACAUGAAGAAGUGGUCACUCUUUUACUGGAAUUUGGAGCUGCUAUUGAUGGAACUUCAGAAAAUGGGAUGACAGCACUUAGUUAUGCAGCUGCUGCAGGUCACAUGAACAUAGUUUCACUGCUGUGCAAAAAAGGUGCAAAGGUUGACUAUGUAGACAAGAAAGGCCAGUGUGCUUUGGUCCAUAGUGCAUUGAGAGGGCACUGUGAUAUCCUUCAAUACUUGCUUAAUGUUGUUUGGAUGACUCCUUCCCAAGAACAAAAUUCACUAAGAAAAAGCCAGGCACUGCAACAAGCUCUAACAGCAGCUUCCAGUAUGGGACACUGUCAGGUGGUUUGUUACAUCUUGACAAUUGAAAAGGACCAUGAAAUAGACAUCAAUGACACUGAUGCUUUGUGGGGAGAAACAGCCCUGACAGCUGCUGCAGGAAGAGGAAAACUGGAAGUCUGUGAAUUACUUCUUGAACAUGGAGCAGUUGUGACGAGAGCUAAUCGGAGGGGGAUUCCUCCACUUUUCUGUGCAGUACGGCAGGGGCACUGGCAGAUUGCUAAACUUCUAGUGGAGCAUGGGUCUGAUGUGAAUUUAAGUGACAAGCAAGGCCGAACUCCACUUAUGGUGGCUUCUUGUGAAGGACAUUUGAGCACUGUGGAAUUUCUGCUUUCUGAAGGUGCAACUGUUUCAUCUCUGGACAAAGAAGGACUGACAGCUUUGAGCUGGGCAUGUCUAAAAGGCCACAGGCAAGUAGUUCAGUAUUUAGUUGAGAAAGGUGCAACAACUGAUCAGACGGACAAAAAUGGACGAACACCCCUAGACCUGGCUGCUUUUUAUGGAGAUGCUGAUAUUGUGCAGUACUUGGUAGAGAAAGGAGCAAUGAUUGAGCAUGUUGACCACAGUGGCAUGCGGCCACUGGACAGAGCUAUCGGAUGUCGUAAUACAUCAGUAGUGGUUAUGCUACUGAGAAAAGGAGCUAAACUAGGAAAUGCAGCAUGGGCAAUGGCCACCUCAAAACCCGAUAUUCUCCUUAUUCUGCUGCAGAAACUGAUGGAAGAAGGAAAUAUACUGUACAAAAAAGGUAAGAUGAAGGAAGCAGCACAGCGCUACCAGUAUGCCUUGAGGAAGUUUCCAAGGGAAGGAUUUGGAGAAGAAAUGAAAGCAUUCAAUGAGCUGAGAGUGUCGUUAUACCUAAAUUUAUCACGAUGUCGCCGAAAAACAAAUGACUUUGGUAUGGCUGAAGAGUUUGCUACCAAAGCAUUGGAUCUGAAACCCAAGUCUUACGAAGCCUAUUAUGCUAGAGCAAGAGCCAAAAGGAAUAGCAGAAAGCUACUUGCUGCUCUUGCUGACUUACGUGAAGCCACACAGCUGUGUCCUACCAAUCAAGAGAUAAAACGUCUACUGGCUCGAGUAGAAGAGGAAUGCAAACAGUUCCAGAGAACACAGCAACAGAAGCAUCAGUCUCCACAGCUACUGCAGCAAAUUAACAACUCUGAUAAUGAGGAGGAGGGCAUUACACAAGGUGUGAAUGAUAACUUUAAUCUUCAAGACAGGGAGGAUGAACUGCUACACCCUGAUGAAUCCGUUUCCUCUCCACAAAGGCUGCAGUGUUCCUUAGCUGCUUCAUCAUACAGCAGGACCCUUCAAGAAGGUGUUCAGCAAAAAGCUAGAUCUGUGUCCCCUCAAAGCAGAACAGGCAACAAAUAUCUGAGAGAGCCAGGCUUGAUCGUGCAGCCAACAAAGCAGGCUCAGAUUGUAAAAACCAAUCAGCACCUGAGCUCCAUCCAGCCUGGAUCAAAAAUGGGAAGCAGUCAAUGUAAUACAAAGACACAGUCAUCUUUUCAGCAUCUUCCUCAAAGUCCCUUGCCAGUCCGGCACUCUAAAAUUCAGCAUUUGGAUGGGACAAGCACAUUAUCACCCGGAAGUGUUUCCACAGGUCCUACUUCUGAACUGUACAGUGAGAAGUUUAUGUCCAGCCAGUGUUCCCAUUCACAGCAUAAUGAGAAUAUCUCUUCUCAUUCUUUUGCAAGUAAGUCUAAAACCGCUGACAGGUUAACAGCCCCUACUGAAACAAAUUUCAGUGAAGCAAGGCAGCAAAGUCCUCUAACCAGUGAUGUCUCUUCCAGUUCUCCAUCCAGUAGUAUGAUUCUUGCCAGCUCCACCAGCAGCUUAACUUCAGCCAGUAGUUUUUCAGAUAGUAUUAAGGGGCUAGGCCCAGACGUUCGAGUCAAGGAGAGUAACGUUAAUCAAGUUCAGAGUACUGUUGCUGAACACAGACCUCGCAAUACCCCAUUUAUGGGAAUCAUGGAUAAGACUGCAAGGUUUCAGCAGCAAAAUACUCAAUCCAGUCGCACUUGGCACUCUCAGGCAUCGGAUGGAUUAUCAACAACUGUUGCUUCUGGGGGCAUUCAGUCCUCAAAUUUUGAGCCAUUCUCAGUCAAGCACUACCAAACUAAAAUUUCGUCUACUGCUGCUGGCCCAGGAGAUGGCAACCAGAAUGGUAUGCAAGCUAAAGAACGUGAGGAGCUUAAGUGCCAAAUACCUACCCACUGUCAAGACAACAGAGCGCCUAAACAAGCUUCGCAUUUAUACCCAGAUGCUGUAUCAAAACAGCAGUCUCAUAUCAAUAAGGAAGGCCAUCUAAGUCAUGUCAUGUCUACAAAACCAAAGCGAUCAUUCAUUGAAUCAAACGUAUAAAUACAAUUUUGUAUAUUUACAGGGAUGUAAAACUUACUUAGCUCAUAACAUCACAGGGUUCUAUACAAAAUACCGAUUGGCUGGUCACUUGUGAGUUUUGAGUAAGCAGUCCGCAUUGGCCAGUACUUAAUGGGAUACAACCACUUUACACUGUUCCUACCAUCACAGGACAGUUACAGUAACUGGAAUAGCAAAUCUGUGUAGAAAGAGUCAGUUAGGAUCACCAAUCCACCAAAAUAGGACCUCAAGCAGAGAAAUCCUUUCCAUUACAUUUUACCAUUAAAUAAUACUUUCCUUUUCCAUAGGGCUUUAAUCUUGGCUUUUGGUUAUAUUACAUCUCACCACUUACUUACUUACUUACAUAAUAAUUGUGCCUCUAUAAUGCUUAAGUAAGUGCUUACUUCUCAAAACAGUGUUAAGAAAGAUACCUGCUGCAUAAUACUCAGAUCUGUAUAUGUAUGCUUUUUUUAAAAUCAAAGAUAGUAUUUUAUCACUUUUCUAGUGGGAUCUAAUUUGGGUUGCAUGAUGUACAUUUAGGAAGCAUAAAUAAUUUGUGUAUGAGUAAACUACAAGUAAGUGGCCAUGUUUUGACAUGUAAAUAUAACUAUUUUAGUAACUAGAAGAAAUCAAGUAAAAUAAACAGUGACAUUUGCAUGUGUAUUGAAAGGCUUUGACCAUAUUGGUUAUUGCACUGAAGAACACAAUAUUAUGGCAUAUUAACAAUAAUCGCACUUUAUAUAGUUUAUCUAAUCACCUUUGGGUGCUAUCUUAAAGCAGAAUGAUUUAUUGUUUAUUUGCGAAAAAGGUACAGCAAUGAAAUGUUCAGUAAGUAUUUUUAUGGGAAACCCAAGAAAUUGAUGGAGUGAAGACAAAAGUUUGAGGAAAAGUGUAUGUACAGUUGCAUGAUGGGAUGAAGUCGUGAAGGUUUUUUUUGGAGGAAAGAAGAUUUUUAUACUGGCAAAAACAGCCUGAAAAUAAACAGAUGUAGUGACAUUCCUAUGAGUGCAAUUAGGUUGGAGUGGUCAACUUUACAUAGUCAGUCACUUUUCACGUCUUGUUUGUAUGCAGUGUUUUAUGUACAUUGUAAACAGCCGUACCCAUUUUUACAAAUUCUUUUUGAGUUUGCAUCAUUAUGCUUUAGCUUAUUUAUUGUUUACUGUUUCUUUGAUAUUUUGUACAAGUCCUAUAUUAGCCUUGUCCUGUAGUUCUAUUUUUGCACACUACUGUAUUUUUUUCCGUACAAAAUAAAGAUUAUUAAUAUACCUGUGGGAUGAGAUGCAGUCACUGACGGUUACGGGAGAAACUCUCUCCCAACUUUUCCAAAACUCAUAAAUGUAGUGAAAAUUUUGAGACAACUUUAUUUGAAAAAACUGUGAAUCUGAAUACUUCAUUUCUUAAACAGAUAUACUGCAAAGUAAAAUUACCAGUAACUUAACUUAAAACGUUUUUCGGGAAUUCCCUGGGAGCUUCCAACAGUGAAGAUUCUCCUUCUAACAAACAACCACUUAAAUGACAGCCACAUAUUAGAACAGAAACACAUUUUUUUUCUCUCCAAUUGUUUCUGAUAGAGUUACUUCCUUUAGCUACAUACAAUUUCAUUUCCAUUAAUUUUAACAAACAACUUCAAAACUAAGUGGUUUAACUGUAUUUCUGCUGAGUCUCCAGCCAGCGACUGAUAGCCAUUUUUAGUGUCCUAUUUGGUGUAAGCAUAAGAGAGGGGAGAGGAAGAUUCGUCAUGGGACUAGAUCGUCUUCUAGUGCUGAUCCAGUUUUCCAUUGCUUCCUUUUCAUAGGAGUAGCCAUCUACAAAGAAACCACCAUCAACAGCUUAUGCUACAGAUGCCUGGGCACUGUUACGCUGUACAGCUUGUAGCUAUUUAAAUUUAAAAGGGAUGUAAGGGGAUCAGUAUUUCCAAACAGAAAAACUGAGAUACAGAAAAAUGGUCUGUGAAAGCUUUACCAUAAACUGAAACAUAUUUGUUUCAAAUUACAUAGUUAAACAUACUACAAUAAAACUUUAUACAGCAGUAUUAAGAUCAAAAUUUGGUUCAACCUUUCUAAAUUAUACUGUACUCAGCAAACUAACCAGUACAAGCUAUUUUAGAAAGCACUGCAAAUUUGUCAAAUAAGUUACAGCUGCAUAGGUUCAUUGAUGACUUCAAAGCAGCAUAUUGUCUGAAAAACUCUUGCAGCUGUGUCUGAAGACACCCCCUCCCUGCCCCAUGCCACCUAUGGCUGUAAGGACACACAAAAUAGAGAUGCCUUUAGAAAAGGCUCUGUGUGUACAUACACGGAUGUUUUGCUGCUGUAGUGAUUUCAGUUGGCUUGGAAUUUUGCCUCGUGUGUCUGUUUGUUAGCAGCAGAGGCAUGCCAGCAAGAGACCUUUGCUAAACUAGCCCUUUCCCACCCAAGGGAUUGUCUCUGAUGAGGUCACGGGAUUAAGCCAAAUUCAUGCAUGAACUGGUGACUAAGGUACACAACAGGACCAAAUUACAUAAAGACUUCCUGUGUCCUUAUUUGUGGUUAAGGAAUUACCUACCGUACAGAUAAAGUUCAUUACAAGGCUGUAAAAAGGAAUCAUCUGAGCAAGAAUCACUGAACCAGUGAGGUGACUGGCCAGGAAACUGCAUUGACAAUCAGCAUUUAUAACAACAGUGCUUACUCAGUUCCUUUAAAGGAAAUCAGGGGAUGCUCAUCAAGUUGCCUGUAACUGCAGUUGCUUAGCUCUGUGAUGUUUCUCUGUGGUGUUUAGUUCUAAAUUACUCUGAAGACACCAUACUAGACACUGUCAAGCCUCACCAAGCAUUUGCAAGUAAUAUUCUCCCCCCCACCCCAGUACUUUGAGAAAUACAUCGCAAUGUUUGUAUUUGCUAGUUAAGGACAAUGGGAGAGGGAAAAUAAAGGGUACUGAACCAUUACUAUACAUGAAACAGAGUUGUUAAUAAAACCAGCAUGUCAGUUAGUUUAAAAAAAAAAGAAAAAGUGCCUAAGGUGGGGGAACUCCCUGCCAAACAAAAAAAAACAACCAAACAAAAAAAAGCUGUGCUUUACCAAAAAAAUAAUACAUAAAUGGCAUAUUGGUGUUAAAGGCAGUGCAUGCCUUUGGUUAAUAAAACCAUUAGAUUUUAAUCACAAUCUAAACAAUCAUUUCCGUUUAGCCAGAUAAAAAGUACUUCACUAACUUUUUAAAAAUUAUUUUCACUUCAGGAACCCUUUAUAGUUUAAAAAAAAAAAAAAAAAAAGGACAAUGAUAGCUGACCAUGAAUAUAAACAGUUCAGGCUAGUUUCAUGUUUCUAUCUCCCUCUGACUGCAAAGCACCAAAAUACAUUAUGCACGUUACAUAAGACUUCCUUUUCAGUUUGAAUGAUCCAUAAUAUGAACUAAAACCUCAUUAACAUCUAAUGGCUAACACAACUAAAGACUGCUGCUGUGCAGUACUCAGCGAUGAACACUCAGCGGGCUGACCAAGCCCCGAGUUGGGCACUUGGCCCUCGACGCCCAUCUAGUUUCAAGAUUUCAGUCUUCCAGUCAGCACCGUAACAAGCUGCUACUUAAAGAACAGAAAUAGAGGAAUAAACCCCACCCCACCCUGCCACGUAUUAGCACAAUCACCCAGGAACACCUCCAUCUGAUGAAAUACAAACCUGUGUCCUCCACCCCUCCUCUAACACAGGGCAACACUCUAUUUCCUUCCCCUUUAUUGAACAUCGGCCACUUACUUAACAUGGAAAAAAAAUCUUAUUAGGCUGGUCACUUGAGUAAAAGAAAUAAAUAGGCAGUUUGGCAUUCUACCUUCUAUUUAGUUUUCCUUAAAUUCUACAUAGCACAAAAGCAUAAAAGUUUUACUUAACUCUUACUUAGCUUACUAACCUAAACAAAAUACCCAGCUCACUUCAGUUAGUUACUUUCUAAUCUCAGAAAUAUCUAAAUUCCUCCAAUUUGAAUCUGCAAAAUUGCCUACAUCUUAAAGUCAGCCGCGUUCAUACUACAGGAACUUCAGUUCUACAGUGUCAAGCAGUGAAGUAGCUAGUUAGUGAAUACAGAAGUUUACGAACACAGAACUAUACUUUCCUUUACCUGUCUUGCCACAAACCAACCUUUCUCCUGCUGCAAUAGCUAACAUUUCUGUUAUUAUUCAUCAACUUCUAUAAAAAUAAAGCAGUGUGAGGAACUCCCAGAUAUGCCCACCUGAUGCUCUGAAAAGCAGAGGAGUCCCAUGUUUCAGGACAGCAGUGUAACACGCAAAUACUGAAAGGCACACGGGCAUUAUUUAUUAGCUACUAAAUACUAUAACUGAUCACACACUGUGAACGUUUUAUUUUAAAAGGUCAACAGUUUCUCUUUAAAAUGCCUGUUUCAUUUUGUAAUAUACAUGUGAACAGUAACUGGCAGUAAUUUUCAACUUCUGAACAAAACUAUCCUGCUCUAAAGCGAUGUAUCCUUAUUUCAAAAUCAUAUAAAGAAAAGGAUAUGCAAGGCUGUCCCCCUACUGCUACUGUUUCGAAGCUCAAGCCCUGUUAAGUCCAGUGCUUGCCACUCUAGCGGUUAGCAAAUGUCUUCAUAUUUUUAAUGUUUUAAUUCUCAAAAAUCUGGCCUGAUACCUCAAAACUGUAUGAAAUUAGUCACUGUUCACGGAACAUAAAAAAAUAUACUGGUCUUUUGAUGACCAUAUGGUCCCCCCACCAAGAUCAGAACUAUAAAACACUAGUUCUUCAUAAAAUGUUUUAACUACAUAACAUCUUCUGCUCCUUGCAUAUCUCAGUUCCAAGGUCUUGCUGAAUUUAAAUGAAUCUCAUUCUGUACAAACUUUUAAGUGCUAUACGCGUGGUGUGCUAAGAGUAGCAAUGAGCCUGGUUCUUGGUCGUCCCCCCCCGCCCCCAGGGUGCACAAUUCCAUUUUGCACUUACCGAGACAACUCUGUAAUUAGGCUUGUAAUUACAUUUGCAAAAGCACAUAAAGGAAGGAACAUAACAGUAUUCUUCUCUGUAUCAGCGAUGUAAUUGGGCAAAUUAAACAUUUACCACAGUUCUA